Messenger RNA from Telopea speciosissima, 1404 nucleotides. RefSeq lists its product as uncharacterized. NCBI's taxonomy places the organism in Eukaryota, Viridiplantae, Streptophyta, Magnoliopsida, Proteales, Proteaceae. The transcript has 3 exons. The record is from RefSeq and is a predicted model, not a curated record. Bases 1 to 1404 code for a protein of 467 amino acids. Gene Ontology annotation, molecular function: DNA binding.
AUGGUUAAACAAAGAGAUGAUUUGUGGAAGUAUGUAGAGGACUUAAAAGGCCGCUUCAAAUGCAACUUUUGUAAAAAAGAGUAUGCGGGGGGUAUUCCAAGGGUCAAAUACCAUUUGUCUUGUCAAAAAGGGCAUGAUAUUGGAAUUUGUUGCAAUGUGCCUGACGAUGUACAAGCUGAGGCACUUCGUAACCCCAUAGAAACUGGAAGACAAACUGGUCAACCUUCAAGUGUCCAACAACCAUCUGUCAAUGUAAUGUUUAAACAGAAAGAUAAAGAUGGAGUUGAUGAUGACAUGGCUCAACAUUUUAUUUUGAAUAACAUUGCCUUCAAUGUUAUUCAAACCCCUUUUUUUCAACAAAUGAUACGUUCCGUUGCUUGUUAUGGUCCAAGUUAUAGUAUACCUAGUUAUUCUAUAUUGAGGACUAAGUUAGUGCAGAGGGCUAAGAAGAACGUUGAAGAAUAUGUUUCAACAGUUAAGGAGUCAUGGCGGGGUUAUUUCUUAGAGACACUUGAACCCAUAAUUGAAGAAAUUGGGCCAGAGAAAGUCGUUCAACUUAUCUCAGAUAAUGCUUCCAACUAUGGGGUUGCCAUAUCUUUAAUAACGGAGAAAUAUCCUCAUAUUCAUAGGAUAAGGUGUGCUGUCCAUGGAGUACAAUUACUCUUGAAAGACAUAGAUUCACAAAUCCCAUGGGUCAAAGAGGUAUUUGAGAAGUCAAAACUGAUUAUUAGUUUUAUGUAUAAGCAUGAAACAGUCUUGGCCUUGAUGAGAGAAAGCAUAGGAAACAAAGAGUUGAGAAAACCUUGCAAGACAAGGUUUGCAUCUAACUUUUUUAUGCUAAAGUCUAUUCUUGAAGUUGAAGGUUUCUUAAGAGUGAUGGUAGCAUCGGCAGAAUGGAGGAUAAAUAGGCAUUGCAGGUCUGAAUUGGGUGUGAUGGUCACUAAAAUAAUUCAGACUACAGAGUUUUGGCUUAAUGGGAGGGAUGUAUAUUCAAUUUUAGAGCCUCUGAUUAUAGUUCUUCGCUUGGUUGAUGGUGAUGGAGCUACAAAUCCUUUUUUGUAUGAGACAAUGGAAAGGGCAAGAAAUACUAUUAUACACCAUUGCAAUAACAACCCAGCAAAGUAUGAGAGGUUGUUGCAAUUGUUUGAUAGCAGAAAAGAGGCAAAUAUAUUACAUCCUGUGCAAGUUGCUGCUGCUUUUCUUAAUCCUUGUCUAAUGUAUGAGGGAAAAAUUUCAUACAACCAGAAUGAUGUGCAAAGGGCAAUGAUCUAUAUCACAAAGAGCAUGGUUCCUCCGAAUGAGAAGAAACAAUUUGGCAAAGAAAUAAAUGUUUAUUUGGACAAAGAAGAAAUGCUAUUUCAUGACCUCUCAUUGGCAAUGAUUGAUUGUCAUCCACGUAAGUAA